This is a messenger RNA of Brassicogethes aeneus, 1596 nucleotides long. The record is from the annotation of a GenBank genome assembly. Lineage: Eukaryota; Metazoa; Arthropoda; Insecta; Coleoptera; Nitidulidae.
AUGACUAUUUUACCCACAAAAAGGCCGUCGGCGAACGUAGAAGAAAAAACCGAUCAAAACCAGCAAAAUGGAACUGCGGAACGAACCACUCGCAGAAGAGACGAAAUUAGUUCACUGCAAAUAGGAUCAUUGACAGAAAGUAAUUCUCCUUCAAGGAGGUCCCCUUUCACCUAUUGUAGCAAAUCGCCUUCAGACAGGAAGGACAGAUUGAGAAAACACUACAAGGAAACUGAGCGUAGAAGAGAUAGAGAGCGAGAGAGGGAGCAAAAACGCGAAGUGCGAAGGGAGCAAAAGAGGGACAGAAACGCCAAAAGGGAAAAUGUAAAUGAUCCUCUGCAUGACACUGCAAGCACGUCAACGGCUGUGCCAGCUGCUGUAGAGGCAACUUCGAACAACAACGAAGUAGUCAAGAAGGAAGACUGUACCGGCUUUAAUAGUGAAGAUGAAUAUGAUGAGAGAAUCAUUAAAGACAGGCAUCUCACCGACGAGGAGUGGCAAAAACGCGACGAUUUUUUCUCGAGGUGUAUGUCGAAUUUGGGCUACGAAAUCAAGAAUAUUAACGAGGAUGGCGCGUGUUUGUUCAGAUCUAUCGCCGAUCAGGUUUAUGGAGAUCAGGAUUUUCAUUUUCAAGUCAGGCAGGACUGCAUGAACUACAUUGUUCAAAAUCGCGACUAUUUCGAGCCGUAUGUGACUGAAGACUUCGAUAAAUAUGUGGCAAGGAAGAAGCAGUGGAAUGUGCACGGCAACCAUUUAGAAAUCCAGGCAAUGAGCGAGCUCUACAACCGCACCAUAGAGGUGUAUUGCUAUCAACUUGAGCCAAUCAACAUAUUCAACUGUUCAAGAAUUAUCAAUACAUACGAGCCCAUUCGGCUGUCAUAUCACAGAAUGUGUCACUAUAACUCUAUAAGCAACCCGAAUAAACCGUCGGUAGGAGUUGGCUUGGGUUUGCCGAACUACAAACCCGAUCCAAUUGAUCGCAGACGGUUUAACGACGCAGUCAGAGCCAGUGAGGAACUGCUCAUUGAACAAACCAUGCUCGAAGACAAAAUCAAGGCUACCGACUGGGAGGCGACCAAUGAGGCGAUAGAGGAGCAGGUCGCGCGCGAAUCGUACAUCCAGUAUUUCAGGGAUAAGGAGAACCGCCUUAAGGCGGAGGGUCAUUCUCUGGCUAGCGGAAGCAGCAGCACCAUAACCUCGUCGAUGGUGGCGAGUCCGCGAACUUCCCGACGGGGUUCUGUGUCGCCUAAAAGCUGCCCGUCGCCCAAAGGCGGCUCUUCCUCGCCGAAAUGCUCCUUUUCGCCGCUCGCAAACCCAGAUCCUAUUUUGGAAACUCCUCCGGUUUAUGUCCCAACUGAAGAAGAAAGCGCGUUCGCCAAAAGGGUCUACAAUUCCCCCCGUCGCAUUGAACAAAACGAAUCUGAAAUUGUCACAGAACAAGCUGGACCUUCUAGGCUGGACACUUCUAUAGGUCUUGAAGACUUCGAUCAAGAAAUAAUGGCUCAGGUUUUGGCUGAAUCUCAAAAAACCUACUUAGAUGAGCUAAAACAUAAAUCUAAAAAGCGCUUUGGCUCCCCGGGACCAUCAACCUCAUCAUAA